This is a messenger RNA of Aricia agestis (brown argus), 702 nucleotides long. RefSeq names its product bladder cancer-associated protein (gene bc10). The coding region runs from base 202 to 441 and encodes 79 amino acids. The transcript has a single exon. The record is from RefSeq and is a predicted model, not a curated record. NCBI's taxonomy places the organism in Eukaryota, Metazoa, Arthropoda, Insecta, Lepidoptera, Lycaenidae.
CGUAGGCACUGGACCAUGAACAUCAAUUUUUAUAGUUUGUAAAUUAAUUAAUGGAAUUUGAUCGUAAAUUAUCUUUCGAGUAAGCAGUCUAAUUGUAGCCUUGACACCUGUUAACCGGACAGUGAAGAUACAGUGAUUAUGAUGUUCCGAUUACGAAACUAAAUUUAAAACGUAUUACGAUUAUACAUUACGAUAGACGAAAUGUAUUGUUUACAAUGGCUGAUUCCUGUGCUUUUAAUACCGAAGCCCGUCAAUCCGGCUCUUGUGAACACACACGUAAUGUUUAUGGUGCUAUAUUUAAUCGGUUUCUUCCUCGAACGAAAGCCAUGCACCGUGUGCAGUGUAGUCUUCCUUGCCGCCGUUAUACUCAUAUGCUAUAGCGGAAUAGGUAAUUGUUUAUUCUGGGCCACGCAAUGCGAAGGGGAAAAGUAUGAUACGUAAUAGACAAAACACAAGAGUUGCCUUUACAAGUGCUCAAAAUGCAACGAAACAGUGCUGCUGCCGAAGAAGACUAUUUCUUCUUUUUUGACUCCGCCAUGAGUCGCCUCUCCAAGAAGACAAGGUGGAAACGAUGUAUAUUAUGCUGUAAAUAGAAUCUUUACAUGACGGUGAUUAGACAUGUGUCAAUAUUAUGUACUGUACUUAGUAAAUUAAUUUUAAAUGUGAUGGUAAUUUUAAUACAGUAAUAAUUAUUAUAGAUAA